AUGGCUCCUGAGGGGCACCCUCUGCCGGAGGAUGCGACGACGCAAACACUCAACUAUGCACUGGGCAAUCUUGGGGGGAAGCAAAAGAGCUGGAUGACACUGCCCUCCAACGCGCCAGCCCUGCCGCCUGUCGUUCCUUCACAAGUCACCACAAACUCGCUACCCUCCACCGUGCGCGGUCGUGGAAGACCUCGCAAAUAUCCCGCGCCGGCGCCCGCUCCCAACACUAGCCCACAGAACCCGAAUACGACACCACAGAUACCUUUGCAACCGCGCCCGACCGUCGAGACAGAACGACAGCCGCCCUCCAACUCCACGUCUCCCCGGCUCCCCAAUGUCCUUGUCCCUCAGAACACUGCCACUUCUGGGCCUUCGGUUGCCCAUGUGUUUCCGUCCCCCACUCCAAGCGAGGAGACAUCAGCCAGAACACCGCUCCAACCACACGGGCCUUUGAUGCCACCACCGACGACUUCGCAAGCGCCAAACUCCCAGCCUUCAUCCUGCACGACGCAGCCAGAAAACAGGCCCAUGGCACCCUCGGCGCAUCAUCCAUCGAAUGAUGGUGGGUACGCAAGGAACGAUUGUCUGCAGACUCUCAGCAAUUUCCAGACCUCAUACCCUCCUUCGCCAAGUCACCCCCAGGAUGCAAGACGCCUGCGCGUUCUGUGGGAUGCCACCAUGGACGAGGACUGGUCCUAUGUUACUAUGCAUCAAUAUUACUGCAUGCUCACCCAUGCUCGUCGUAUGAUACCGGAGAGUUUGCUGGAGCUACCGGGUUUGCAUCAAGCGCAGAGCAUGUUGAGAGAGGUCCUUGACUUGAAUCAUAAUCUUUCACUUAAUUACAUUAACUUGUUCAUCAACUUCCCGUAUCCGAUGCAGCAGACUGCAGUACAGUGGUCGACCACGUAUGCACAUCAAGCACAACGUUUCGGACAUUUCGUUGUUAAAUCACAGAACUACCGCCAGGUGAAGACCAUGAAUCGGACACUCCGACGCCCGCCCCUCGCACGAGAUCUCGCUGUCCAACUCGGCAUUGCUUCUCCCACAUUUCAGCGUCUCUUAUUCACGGCUCUUCUGCGAUCUCUCUGGCGCGCGGUGGUUCCCAACCCUAGUUUCGCAAGCUUCGAGGCUCAGGCUCUUGCUAUUUUUCGUCAGAAUCAAGACGACUGCCACCAGCGAUCACCUGUCGAGUCGCUUGAGCUCCUGAGAGCCCGCGAGGAUCAACUAUGGGGCACUAAACUGAGAACGUUAACCGACGCAUUCGAAGCUACACUUCAACAGCAAGGUCUUUCAUUGGCUGACAUCCGCAACGGCGUUCCCCAACAACAGCAACAACAGCAGCAACAGCAACAACAGCAACAACUACCUGUAGCCCCCCAAUAUCACCCACAACAGAUACAAAGCAACUAUUCUACUGCAGAUACCAAUGCAAUGCCACCACGUCCGAAUAGUUCAGUCGAUCCACGCUCAGCACAGGCUGCCAUCCAGCAGUCUCGUGGGCGCGGUGGUCUUCCCGCACGGCCUACCCGGCUGGCCGCUGUAUCGCCGGCUGCCGUCUUACCAUCCAGCCGGCCAGAGCGGCCUUUACUUCCUGCUCUCGACUACCAACAGCCACAGCAGCGAGUACCUAACCCUACACGCUUUGCUUUACAUCAAGCCCAUCUGCGAAGCCCAGAUCUCCAAUCACAAUCCGAAUCCUCGCCGUUGUACAUCUUCUUGUCAAGAUUCUUGAAGCCUCCAGCUCGGCUAUCCGCACCUGCCUGUACCAUCGAAAAAUGGACUUUCACGCUCUCACCCUCCGAUAUGCAGAAGAUCGCAACAACUGUUCGAGAUACAAUCGGUGGGCCCGGUGCUAUGAACAUCAAUGAAGGCAACAAUUUCGUGCGUCUGCGUUGUGUUGAGUGGCCGCAAUCUAGCCCAAUGGGUACCCCAACAAGCGACCUUUGGGCAGUGGCUGAUACCCAUUGGAUACCUCACUCUUACUAUACUUUCAACGGCACCCCUCUUGAUCCGCGGAAAAAAAUUCACUAUGGAAAAGACCUCCCUAUCGAUCUCACGGGCCUUUUGAAAGAAGGUGAGAACGUCCUGGAGUUUGUGGUAAUGGCUCCAUCUGGAGAUACAUCUCAUCUCAAUUACUUGACCGCCAUCGAGGGGAUGGAUGUCUCAUCUCAUGAAUCUAUCAAGCAGCACUGCCUGAAUCAGAGUUGCGUUGCGGCAGAUCAAGUAUUACAAAGCAUCAAGAAGAAACUCGCUGGUGUCGACGAUGAUGAAAUCACCAUUGUCCAAAGCACACUCACCAUUGGGCUGUUCGACCCUUUCAGCCAAGCCAAAAUGUGUGACAUUCCAGUCCGUAGUAAAGCAUGUCCACACAACGACUGUUUCGAUCUAGACACUUUCCUCCAGUCCCGUCCACGCAAGGGCGACGCUUCGGUAGCUGAUCACUGGAAAUGUCCUAUUUGUAAAUCCGAUGCUCGUCCACAAAUGCUUAUAGUAGAUGGCUUCAUUGAGGAUGUGCAAAAGCAGCUUGAGCUACAGGGGCUUGCCAGCACGCGGUAUAUUCUCGUUCAACAGGACGGAUCUUGGCAACCCAAGGCUGAAGUGCGCGAGGGUGUGUCGGACGAAACCCCUGAACCCGUCGCUAAACGUUCAGUACUAGCUGACGCUGACGUAAUUGACCUUAGUGACUGA
Messenger RNA from Alternaria alternata, 2688 nucleotides. RefSeq lists its product as hypothetical. Gene Ontology annotation, biological process: protein sumoylation. The record is from RefSeq and is a predicted model, not a curated record. Lineage: Eukaryota; Fungi; Ascomycota; Dothideomycetes; Pleosporales; Pleosporaceae. Gene Ontology annotation, molecular function: SUMO ligase activity; zinc ion binding. The coding region runs from base 1 to 2688 and encodes 895 amino acids. The transcript is spliced from 2 exons.